Messenger RNA from Aaosphaeria arxii CBS 175.79, 1668 nucleotides. RefSeq names its product P-loop containing nucleoside triphosphate hydrolase protein. The record is from RefSeq and is a predicted model, not a curated record. Bases 1 to 1668 code for a protein of 555 amino acids. Gene Ontology annotation, biological process: DNA repair; DNA-templated DNA replication; regulation of DNA repair. Gene Ontology annotation, cellular component: nucleus. Lineage: Eukaryota; Fungi; Ascomycota; Dothideomycetes; Pleosporales. The transcript has a single exon. Gene Ontology annotation, molecular function: single-stranded DNA helicase activity; ATP hydrolysis activity; ATP binding.
AUGGUCGAGUGCCCACUGUGUCAGAAACAGGUCCACUCUAACAAAAUAAAUGAGCACCUAGACGAUGGUUGUAGCUCUUAUUUGGUAGAGGGAGACGCCAAAGACAAUAUUCCCGCCAGCACUUCCAAACCUCAGAAUGCUUCACACAGUUUCUUUACCCCCGGAGGCGCCCGGAAAGCGUCCAGCUCAACUCCCAGAAGCAAUGCACUCCAAACAGCUACACAGACUGUGAGACGGCCGAAGACACCUCCUGCGAGCGGGAAAUCCUCCGCUGGGCAGUCACAAACCUCUCCAGGUGCAACGAAACGAACUCUCGAAGAUGCAGAGGAUGGGCAGAUCAACGGCGAACCUCCUUCGUCCCCUCCACAACCGAAACGUCCCAAAUUCACAAAGACCGGCGUGCCACUGAAGAACGCACCUCUCGCGGAGCGCAUGCGCCCGUCAUCUUUUGACGAUGUGCAAGGCCAGGAAUUAGUGGACAAGAAUGGAAUAAUUCGGAAGAUGUUGGAAACAAAUUCUCUACAGUCCAUGAUCCUCUGGGGAGAUCCAGGGACAGGAAAGACGACCAUCGCUCGCAUCGUAGCCAGCGCUUCUGGCGCACGAUAUGAAGAGAUCAAUAGCGCAACACACGGACUGCCAGAUAUCAGGAAGAUAUUUCAGCAAGCAGCAGGCGAAGCCCAACUGACCGGUCGGAAGACUGUUCUUUUCUGUGAUGAGAUUCAUCGAUACAAGAAAGACCAGCAAGACAUAUUCCUCGGACCCAUAGAAACCGGGCAGAUCAUUCUCAUUGGCGCCACAACAGAAAAUCCAUCUUUCAAAGUCAAUAACGCCAUACUAUCUCGGUGUCGGACAUUUCAGCUUGCAAAACUGAACCAGAAUGAUAUAGUGAGCAUACUACGGCGAGCCCUCGAGGAAGAGAACUGCACAUCAGCUCUUUUGGAUACCGAUAUGUUGAUGUGCUUCGCUGCCUGUGCCGACGGUGACGCUAGAACAGCAUUGAAUUUCCUCUCACUCGGGAUCAGUCUCGCAGAAGUACCCAAUAUGACUUCAGCAGACAUCAAGAAAGAGAUGGCAAAAACUCUCCUUUAUGAUCGAAAGGGAGACAAACACUACGAUAAUAUUUCCGCUUUGCAUAAAUCGAUUCGCGGAUCAGAUCCACAUGCGGCCAUGUUCUAUCUCAAGCGUAUGCUUAAUUCAGGCGAGGAUCCGCUAUACAUCGGCCGGCGGCUGAUUGUCGUAGCUUCCGAGGAUAUUGGACUCGCCGACAAUACCAUGCUUCCGCUUGCAACAGCAACCUAUUUUGCUUGCCAGCAUGUUGGAAUGCCCGAAUGUCAAAUCAACUUGGCCCACUGUGUUACUGCUUUGAGCUUGAGUCCUAAAUCUACGCGGGCCUAUCGAGCAGCCAUGAAUGUUGAACGGGCUCUCAAGGAGCCUGGGGUCGCAGGGCUGCCCGUACCUAUCCACCUACGGAACGCACCUACUAGAUUGAUGAAAGAGAUGGGAUAUGGGGCAGAAUAUAAAUAUAACCCAGACUAUGUGGAUGGUAGAGUCAACCAAGAAUACCUUCCAGAGGAGCUGAAGGACCGACAAUUUCUGGAAGAUUCCGAUUUUGGAUCUAAAGUGGACGAAGAUCUCGAAGACAUGUUGCUACCUGAAAUCGACGACUGA